Coregonus sp. 'balchen' is the source of this 32258-nucleotide messenger RNA. NCBI's taxonomy places the organism in Eukaryota, Metazoa, Chordata, Actinopteri, Salmoniformes, Salmonidae. The record is from the annotation of a GenBank genome assembly.
GUGGGCGUGUUCCAUCGGGAGAAAUGAACGGUCAUCAACACAAUCCUCUCAGCGCCCAUGUAAGUUGUAAUCUGUAAAUACACAAUAUAGUUUGAUUGACUAACUAUAAUAUCAAUGCCGAGUGUAGAUUUUCCAAUUUUGUAGUUGUAUAUUCUCGAAAGAGGUGUAUUGUUUAUGAAGUUGUGUUCAACCUGGUGUUAGCUAAACUAGCUGUGUAAUAGCUGGCUAGCUAACUAAAGUUAGCUGGCUACCGCUAAAACUAGCUAAUUAGCUAGCCACCAUUAGCUAACAUUACUCUCAACCAACCUGUUCUAUCUCGCUAGCAUUAGUUAAGCUAGAUAGCCGGUAACUAGCUAGUGUGGCUGUCUGGGUGCAAGCGAUUUACUUUAAUGUGUCGUUACUGUCCGGGCAUGAGCUGACUAACGUUACGGUUUUUGUUGGGGUGUGUCAGCAUUCAGAUAUGAUCAACCAUGCCCCUCCAUUAUCACACAUUUCCAGUAAGCAGAUUCGCCCUAGCUACAUUGUCAUUAAAUUAAACUAGCUAACGUUUGCUAUUAAUCUUGGCUAAGUAAAUAGGUACCUACAGUACCUAGCUAAUUGUAUAGCUAAUUAUUCAGUAUGGUGUCAGGGAGGGAGUAACACGAACGCCAUUCUCAGCCGGUGUAACGUCGGGAUGUGCUGCGGUGUAAAUCCAUUGGCACAAACUUGCUAGCUAACGUUAGCUAGCUAUGUCGUUACAUCCUACAAACACCGGGUGGGUGGAUAUUUUCAGGCUGUCUGUGAGAUCAUUAGCCAUACACAACACGCAACAACUAAAAUGGUUUGCGUUCAGACACAUUUUUCAUGUUAUCUGUCUGUUGCCGGUUUAGCAUUUUAAUUAGGUCUGUCCACAAUAGUGGAUUAAACAUUAGCUAGUUAACUAGCUAGCUAGCCUCGAUUCAAAUCCACACCUAUGCUAAUAGCUAGCCAUCCAGCUACAUGGCUCAUUCUCAUAUUGAUAAUGCUGGUGGUAGUGUUGUGUUUUGCCACUCACGGUGACAGUCGCGCGGCUGUUAUUUUCAAUUCUGAAAUGGGAUGGGGUAAUUGUUCUUCUCCACUUUAUAAUAUCAGUAGUUAACAUAUGUAGUCAAUUGCUUAGCAAGUAGCUUAACGUUAGAUUGAAGUGUGAUUGUAAUUCGCUAGGUGUCUUAUCGCUAGCUAAUUACUCACUGGCCGGCUUUGGGCGUAAACACCUCCCGUAAACACCUCCACAUUUCUUACAGCAAACACAUUUAUCAACGGCUAUCUGUCUGAUUACGUUUAUCGGAUUAAUUGAGCUAACAGCUCUGUGUUUAGCUCGGCAGUCAACUAGCUAAUGUCUCCUAUUGUAAAAACAAACCCCACACAACGAUUAUUUCAUUGAUUGGAAAAUCGAUCUCAGUCACAGUUAGCUAAGAAAUAGCAACCUCCCAGACAUAGGCUACUCAGAGGAGGACAAAGUUCGCUAUCUAGGUAGCCGACUGAUUGUAGCAGUUGAACUAAUCUCACACGAUUUAGCAGGGAUAAUAUUAGGCCCAGCUAUUCUAGUGCUUUGUGUUGACAGGUAGGCCUAUCACACCCCUUGAAAAUGUUGGCAUUGGUUUGCCUAUUCCAGGCAAGUGUCUGUGCACCUGUUUUGUCUUAGUCUUCAUGACAGCCCACUGGACUAGACAGAAUUAUAUGCAGUGCAACAGCAAAUUGAAUCUGGAGAACGUACUUUAUGACAUUUGACCGAGUUUCUCAUCUGCACUGUGAAAGUGAGUCCUUCAAGAUGGACCUCAUCUUGGAUGUAAACAUUCAAAUCUGGUCCUCUGUAGCUCAAUUGGUAGAGCAUGGAGCUUGUAACGCCAGUGUAGUGGGUUCGAUCCCCGGGACCAUCCAUACAUAAAAAUGCAUGCACACAUGACUGUAAGACGCUUUGGAUAAAAGCGGCUGCUAAAUGGCUUAUUAUUAUUAUUAUUAUUAUUAUUAAGUGUCUGAUCAACCACACUUAUGAGUGAGUCACAAAUGUGUUUCUGAGUCGAGUCUGAAAGUACAGUAUUGUACUGCAGCUAAUUGAACUGCAGUGAGUUUCUCAAAAGCAUUAAGAUCAUAUUUAGCACUAAGAUAAUAUAUAAAGCCAAUUUGUAGGCAAUGGCUGAACCAUGAUCUCAACCCGAUCAGUCCCGAGAUCCCAGCAAAAAUCGGCGUUUUCAUAUAUCUGACUUUCAUUUGUCUGCAUGUUCAGCCCUUAUAUUAGCUUCACAAUGAAGGUUUUUAAAAACUAUUUUCUUUAUAGGACAACCAGUGCUACAAGUAGAACUCAAAACAAUUAGUCAUAAACAGUUGCGUUCAUGAGUUUUAUUGACGAGGUCCGCCAAAGCAAAAACCUGAUGAAUGCUUUAAGUACAGAAUUAGUUUGCUCACGGGACACUAGUUUUGGGACACUGUAAAGUCCAUGGAGAAUAAGAGCACUUCCUCCCAGCUGCCCACUGCACUGAGGCUAGGAAACACUAUCACCACCGAUAAAUCUACAAUAAUCGAGAAUUCAACAAGCAUUUUGCUUACAGCUGGCCAUGCUUUCCAUCUGGCUACCACUAACCCGGCCACCAACUCUGCACCCUCUGCUGCAACUUGCCCAUGCCCCCCCCGCUUCUCCUUCACACAAAUUCAGACAGCUGAUGUUUUGAAAGCGCUGCAAAAUCUGGACCCCUACAAAUCAGCUGGGCUAGACAAUCUGGACCCUUUCUUCCUAAAACUAGCCGCCGAAAUUGUCGCGAACCGCUAUUACUAGUCUGUUCAACCUCUCUUUCAUAACGUCUGAGAUCCCCAGAGAUUGGAAAGCUGCCGCGGUCAUCCCCCUCUUCAAAAGGGGGUGACACUCUAGAUCCAAACUGCUACAGACCUAUAUCCAUCCUGCCCUGCCUUUCGAAAGUAUUCGAAAGCCAAGUUAAUAAACAGAUCAUCGACCAUUUCGAAUACCACCGUACCUUCUCCGCUAUGCAAUCUGGUUUCCGAGCUGGUCACGGGUGCACUUCAGCCACGCUCAAGGUCCUAAACGAUAUUAUAACCGCGAUUGAUAAUAGACAGUACUGUGCAGCCGUCUUCAUCGACCUGGCCAAGGCUUUCGACUCUGUCAACCACCGCAUUCUUAUUGGCAGACUAAAUAGCCUUGGUUUCUCAAAUGACUGCCUCGCCUGGUUCACCAACUACUUCUCAGAUAGAGUUCAGUGUGUCAAAUCGGAGGGCCUGUUGUCUGGACCUAUGGCAGUCUCUAUGGGGGUGCCACAGGGUUCAAUUCUUGGGCCGACACUUUUCUCCGUGUAUAUCAAUGAUGUCGCUCUUGCUGCUGGUGACUCUCAGAUCCACCUCUACGCAGACGACACCAUUUUGUAUACAUCUGGCCCUUCAUUGGACACUGUGUUAACAAACCUCCAAACGAGCUUCAAUGCCAUACAACAAUCCUUCAGUAGCCUUCAACUGCUCUUAAACACUAGUAAAACUAAAUGCAUGCUUUUCAAUCGAACGCUGCUAGCACCCGCCCACCCGACUAGAAUCACCACUCUCGACGGGUCUGACCUAGAGUAUGUGGACAACUACAAAUACCUAGGUGUCUGGUUAGACUGUAAACUCAACUUCCAGACUCACAUAAAGAAUCUCCAAUCCAAAGUUAAAUCUAGGAUCGGCUUCCUAUUUCGCAACAAAGCCUCCUUCACUCAUGCUGCCAAACAUGCCCUCGUAAAACUGACUAUCCUACCGAUCCUUGACUUCGGCGAUGUCAUUUAUAAAAUAGCCUCCAACACUCUACUCAGCAAAUUGGAUGUAGUCUAUCACAGUGCCAUCCGUUUUGUCUCCAAAGCCCCAUACACUACCCACCACUGUGACCUGUACGCUCUUGUUGGCUGGUCCUCACUACAUGUUCGUCGUCAAACCCACUGGCUCCAGGCCAUCUAUAAAUCACUGCUAGGCAAAUCCCCGCCUUAUCUUAGCUCAUUGGUCACCAUAGCAGCACCCACCCGUAGUCUGCGCUCCAGCAGGUAUAUCUCACUGGUCAUUCCCAAAGCCAACACCUCCUUUGGCCGCCAUUCCUUCCAGUUCUCUGCUGCCAAUGACUGGAACGAAUUGCAAAAAUCUCUGAAGCUGGAGACUCUUAUCUCCCUCAAUAACUUUAAGCAUCAGUUGUCAGAGCACCUUACCGAUCACUGCACCUGUACACAGCCCAUCUGAAAUUAGCCCACCCAACUACCUCAUCCCUAUAUUGUUAUUUAAUUUGCUCUUUUGCACCCCAUUAUCUCUAUUUGCACAUAAUCUCUUGCACAUCUAGCAUUCCAGUGUUAAUACUAUUGUAAUUAUUCUGCACUAUAGCCGAUUUAUUGCCUACCUCCAUAACUUGCUACAGUUGUCCACACUGUUAUAUAUUUUCUGUUUUAUCUCUGACUUUAUGUUUUUUACCCCAUAUGAACUCUGUGUUGUUUUUUGUUGCACUACUUUGCUUGUCUUGGCCAGGUCCACAUUGUAAAUUGAACCUUUUCUCAACUGGUUUACCUGGUUAAAUAAACGGUGAAUAAUAAUAAAAUAAAACGGGGAAAUGGAUGUCCAACUAGUCAUUGACAACUGUGUGGAGUUUGUGACAAACUGUGAGCUUAUUACAGUAUUAUAGACACUAUGUCCUGGGAUUUCCAAUGAUUUUCUAUGUAGAAGAACCCCUUACCUUCUAACGACGCUUGUGUCAUAGAGCAAAACAUGUUUAAUAGUUUGUAGUGUAGCUCAAACUCUUUGGACUCUACAGAGGGAUCUGCCCUUGUCUCACAAACACCACUCUAGCUCAGCCCCCGUUAAGCACACAGACUAAUGGUUGGUAUCUACGUAUGCAGAAGAAAUAGUCACACUCAAUGGUACAACCCAGAAGCUCAACCAGAAUGUUUAAAAGGGGUUAGAAGUCCAAAACGUGCUAGCGAUACGGUGGGAGUCAUUGGGUUAAUGGUAAAGAUGUUUGAAAACCUGCCCUGAAAUAUUUCUCCACUCUUUCCUUUUCAGCAUGUGAUAUUCCUAAACAUCAAUGGAAACUGUUGACUGAAGAGAAAAGGAUAUCCCAGUUCUUUUACUUGGAAAGAGUGUUCAAAGGAAGUGGGUUUUGGAAAUUUCCAUGGAAUACUUAGCCUUUUCCUAUACAGAGAAAUCCUAAUAGGCCUGCUGAUGACCGGCACUCAAGGUAUGUUUCCUAGUAAAGCCAAACUAAAGUAUCUAGCAAACUAAAGUGAUCUUAGACUAAUUGCCAAUCGCACCUUUCCUAAAGCUAUUUUUAUAAAAAAGAAGGCUGCUCUUGAGCUUUAAAAAUGGGGCCUGAAAUAUUUGUGGCAUUAAUGUUACAGCCAUGUUGGCUUUCAUCAGAAUGAAGAAUAGCUUUUGGUAGAUGAACAGUGGUAAAAAUAGAUGAAAAGAUGGAUGAUCAGCAGGCUGACACAGCACAUUAAGACAUUGUGAUCUUACAUUUACAUUUAAGUCAUUUAGCAGACGCUCUUAUCCAGAGUGACUUACUUCCUGGACAAAGGGCCCUGCUGUAGAUGCCAUGUGAAAGUAGACUGUUAUAGUGAAUGGACAGAUAUGGUGAUAUGGUUGCCAAUGUGGUAUUUGCAUGCAGCAUCUUAUCUAUGUAGGCACAGGCAGUAUAGACUGUAGUGAGAGACACACACAAACACACACGUUACACACAUGCUGGUGUGACCUUGGAAGGCUGCAUACUUGAGGCGGCCGAGGGAAAGAGAGGGAAGAUCUCAAUUGCAUACUCCUCGCGUCCUCUCUCCUCGUCUCGUCUCCUUCUCAAAACCCAUUGGAGGAGAAGGUCAGAGGGAAGGGACCUCUGGCUUUCUCAUCCAAUGGGUUUUGAGAAGGAGACAAAGAGAGUGGAUGCAAGGUGUAUGCAAUUGAGAUCUUCCCAGUGAUAGGUAAGUGUUGGCUGAGCCGCUUCAGACAGAGAAAAUGUAGCGCCCUAAAGGAGGAAGAGAGGCUGGUUGUGUAAUAGUGUCAUGGUGUGUUUCACUGUGUGAAUGUCUGUUAGUAUGCUUGUCUAUGUACUCAUAAUGUUUGAAACUGCAGCAGUGGAUGUGCAUUUUGGACUACGUCUGUGGCAGUAGGUAGUCUGAAAUUACAGCAUUAGGUCUUGUGUUCCAUACUUCCAUUAGCCUAUGGGCCUAUCUGAUUGUGGCAGGGGGUGUUUUAUCCAUAAGAUGGUUUGAGGUGCCUGCUUGUUUACAGUGACACACAAUAGCUGUGCUGAGUCUUGGAGUCACUCCUCUGUUUGUCUGCUUAAUAAUGCAUUCACAACACUAUUAGAUUCCCUUACCACUCUGUGGAACAUGCAUGUCACUGUGUGUGUGUAGCCUACCUGCUCACCUGUUAGCCACUGUGUCCCCUCAGUGAUUUUGGGCCUGCCGAUAGACCUAUAUAUAGCAGGACCUUUCAGUCUGGCUUGCAAUAAGUUAAACAUGCGGUGAAAUGAGGAGGGGAAAGGGUAAGCACAUUAGGGGGUUUCCACUGAUAGAUGAGGAGUAUGCAGAUAUGACUGUUGGUGAUGCCUACUUUAGCCUAUUUGGUGAGGUCAAGUGUUAGUUACACCGAGUGUGCAGCGCUUCUUGGCGAGAUUAGCCAUAGUGUUACCUCAGUGUUGGGUUAAUGUUACAGGCUUAGUGUUAUAGCUAUGAGGAAGGGACUUACUCAAAUGAAGCAAUCUCUCAAUCCUAUCCAUUUGGGAUACUUUCACUCCAUCAUUAGUAGUGUUUUCUCUAUGCUGUAUUUGGGUGUUGCAGAAUACAGAGAGAAACUGCCUGCAUAGCGCAAUCUGCUAAUGUGAGGGAAAUUCUGGUGAUGUAUCAUAAUUUGCAAGUGGGUAGGGAGUUGUGUGGGAGGCAUCGUGUCCUGCUGGUGCCAGUAAACUGGUGGUGACUGAAUUCUUUCCCUUUUCCUCUUCCUUAGUUGUGUGCUGAUUGGGCAAAUGCUGUGAUUGGUGGGUUCCACUGACAGGCACUGACUCUGUCCCAAACGACACCCUGUCCCUUAUCUGGUGCACUACUUUUGACGGGCUCUGGUCAGAAGUAGUGUACUAUGUAGAGGAUAGGGUUCCAUUUGGGAUGCAGGCAUUGACUCAAAAGCAGGUUCUUUGCUCACUACAUGAAAGGAGCUCCAUUAGGUUAUUGACAGCCUCUGCUAGUCAGUGUCUCUCAAGCUUUGUGUCCCUCAUUACUUCCGUUAUUUACUGUAACACUCAUGAUGUAUCAGACAUCUACUGCUCUGCUCUUAGCUCUCCUGAGUAAUCUGGAUGGAGUCAUCACUGUGAGGUGUUCCACACACCUUCAUGUCAGUCUCAUAUUUUGAGUGUACACUGGGCAGUGAAGAUAUUUGCUGUUAAGAUGAGGAUUUCCCAUUAAUACAUUUUAGAAGUCACUGAUGCCCCUCAAAGUGUGUGUGUGUACAUGUCUCUUUGAUUCUGUGCAGUUUGUACAUGGCUGAUUUGAGACGAGUCUGUGUGCCGCCAUGCCAGCGUCAUUUAUUUGUAUCUCGUCAUUGGUUCCAAUUUGAUAGUGAUUUUCCUCUUAUGUUGACCUCUUCCUCCGCAGCCAACCCUGAGCUGUGAGUCCGAAGAGGAAAAGCCGGACAGAUGGUAAGCUCUUUUUCUCUUCUCUUUCUUGCCACCUGUUUCUUCUUACUCUCUCCUUUUCCCUCGCGCUCUCUUCCUUCUAGAUCUCUCCCCCCUUUCUCUCCCUCCCUCUUUCUAUGCUGUUGAUAAGUAAAAGACAGUCUUUAUAUAAAGUGCUUUCCCGGAGCUCAGCUCUCAGAUGUGGAUUAGCUUUAGCCAGCUCCGCUCACAGCUCCAUGUUUGAUCCGGUCUCUGAGGUCAAAGCUCUCUACAGGGAUAUCAUGGUGCAACUCUGGGUGCCUCAGGCAGAUAAGACCCCACCAGAAAAUGUGAUUCUAUUCAUUUAUAUUUGAAUGUUUCAUUAUUACUUAUCAUCCUUUUCAUACUAUUUACUAUACUUUAAACUCAUUCCAAAUCCUCAAAGGAUAUAUGGUUUCGUUCACCCAUUUAGUAAAUAAAUAGUUUCUGAAAUGCUGUGUAUCUCAUAUUAGACUACAAACAACGACUUUUGAAGUAAAUAACUCAUUAAGGCAAUGUUUGUUAACCUCAGCCUGACAAGGAAACCACAGCCAGAUUAUGCUAGUUAACCCAGGUCCUGUGACAUGUGACAUGCUUUCGUCCUCUAAAAGUGCAUUUGCAAUAUGAUACACUGAAGUGCCACAAUAUCUAUGGAAACUGUACAAUAAAGCCCCAGCAUUUCAGAAAUUAUGUUUUUGGAAAGUAUAUUUUGUUUAGCACGACACCCGUCAUUGUUGUAGAAGACUGCUUUCUUUAGAAGGCUAGUAGAGUUGUUUUGUAAGUGGGUUUGGACAUCAGACGUUGUGGUUCAUAUGGAUUUACUAUACUGAACAAAAAUAUAAACGCAACAAUUUCAAAGAUUUUAGAGUUACAGUUCAUAUAAGGAAAUCAGUCAAUUUAAAUAAAUUCAUUAGGCCCUAAUCUAUGGAUUUCACAUGACUGGGAAUAAAGAUGUGCAUCUAAUGGUCACCUUAAAAAUAAUGGCCCUCACGAUCUCGUCAUGGUGUCUUUGUGCAUUCAAAUUGCCAUUGAUAAAAUGCAGAUGUGUUCGUUGUCCAUAGCUUAUACCUGCCCAUACCAUAACCCCACCGCCACCAUUGGGCAGUCUGUUCACAACGUUGACAUCAGCAAACCGCUCGCCCACACGAGGCCGUACACGUGGUCUGUGGUUGUGAAGCUGGUUGGACCUACUGCCAAAUUAUAGUAGAGAAAUUAACAUUAAAUUAUCUGGCAACAGCUCUGCUGGACAUUCCUGCAGUCAGCAUGCCAAUUGCAUACUCCCUCAACUUGAGACAUCUGUGGCAUUGUGUUGUGACAAAACUGCAAAUUGUAGUGGGCUUUUAUUGUCCCCAGCACAAGGUGCACCUGUGUAAUGAUCAUGCUGUUUAAUCAGCUUCUUGAUAUGCCACACCAGUCAGGUGGAUGGAUUGUCUUGGCAAAGGAGAAAUUCUCACUAACAGGGAUGCAAACAAAUUUGUGCACAUAAUUAGAGAGAAAUAAGGUUUUUGUGCGUAUGGAACAUUUCUGGGUGCUUUUAUUUCAGCUCAUGAAACAUGGGACCAACACUUUACAUGUUGCAUUUAUAUUUUUGUUCAGUGUAAUAUUCUAAUAAAAAAAUAUAAAGAAUAUUUGAACAUAAAAAUUAUUAUAUAAAUCGAGUCAACUAAUAAAUGUCUCAAAGCCGACACGAGUUCAACCUCUGACUGCCGCUUUUUGUAAUCAUUGUUUUAAUUCUGGUGCUUUCUUUUGUCCCAUCCACUCACUGCUGCAUGUCAUAAUCCAUUUUAUUUUCCUUCUUGUUAGACGAGCAUGACUUUGAGCCAAUUCGCAGAUGCAUGCAUGCGCACAGGGCCCAAGUGAGCGAGCGCCAUACCCCCUGCUUCCCGACUUUGAAGCUGCCUCUCAAAGGGGGUGUGGUGUCGUGGCGUAGCUAGACCCCCGCACCCCCAGAGUUGACCCUGUGGCUGAGCGUCAGCCUGGCGCCCCCUGAUGGAUCAGGCUAGUAGUGAGCAGAAUCCUGAGGAGCCGGAUGCGGGAGGUCGGGUGGAGCAGGAGGUGGCCCGGAGGGCGUCGGAGUCCGAGCACGGCCUGUCCAAAAUCACCCACAAUGCACUGGAGAACAUGGGCGCGCUUGGCCACGGCCUGAAGCAGCUCUUCCAGCCGCAACGCCGCCGCUCGUCCGUCUCCCCGCACGACGCCGCCGCCUCCUCCUCGGGUGGCCCCGCCCCUGAGCCCCCUGACGGUGGGGGGCCAGAGGUUGGGGACGCCCACUCGGUACCCGGUCCGGACUCUGACCCCCACACUACUUCCUCCGCUCCCCCUGCAGCUCUGAGCCGCGUUCUGCAGCAGAUCCGUGGCGCGCCCCCCAUAAUGAAGCGAGGGACUAGUCUGCAGAGCCGCCGCAGCAAGGUGGGGGGGACCGGGGACCCCCCCCAGAAAGGCAGCCCCCAGAUCCACCGGAGGAGUACCCAGGAAGUUAUGCUGCUGCAGGCUGGCCGCCCGCGCUCCUCCUCCACCACGGACACGCCCACCAGCCCCGCCCUGGCCGACAUGCUGCUUACCUCCGGGUACCACUCCACUGAGGAGCCUGAUCGGGUGAGUUGAAACUAGGGCCCUACAGGGGUUGGUCCCCUGUAAAACCUACCCACUGGUGCAGACAGGCCACUGCAAGCUUUUCACCUAUAUUUAAAAACAAAACAAAAAAAAGCUACUACUAGAGAAACGCAUAUCUAAAUGGAAGCACAGUAUUUGAAGGUCAGAAUUCAUGAUGAUGUGAUGUGAAAUGAAAUUGGUAAUAUUGGGCUAACUGGCUUGCCUUCCUCUGGAUGUUCUUGGAUGAAGGAGUGAAAGUAGCUGUCAUUACUGGCAGGUCAGUGUGUGUGUUGGUCACUAUGUGCUCUAAGCCUUUCUAUAUUUAGCUGUGGCUGUCUCCAAGUGUACUUCAGGUCAGCCAGCGAAGACUUGCAGGCCAAAACAAGCUGAAAAGUUUAAAGAACGGAUUGUCCCCUGACAUCUUUGACACUGUCCUCCAACAUUUUAGAUGUAGAAUGGUCCUCACUGGAAUUGCUCAAAUCCAUAGAAAUCUGUAGUACACUGUAUUGCAAUAUUUUGCAGGACAGUACAUUUAGCAGGACAGUACAUUUCAAAAUCCUUUCAAAGCCUUUUACACUGUUAGGAUUGAGUGUUGAACUCCUAGACAACUAGUACAGCUAGCAGCCCAUUGUGUCUGAGGUAUACCCGUCAUGCACAGUGCAUAUCCCUGGCAGUCACCUCACAAUGCUUGAUGACACAACUAAGGCUUUUGAGCAGUAAUGGUAUGAAUCAGGCAGUAGGAUGAUGAGUCUAAGCCAUCUGUUCCAACAGCAGACAGUGGACACCCUAUUGUGUGAACUGUAAUUAACUUGCAUUAUAUGAGCAGCUAUCGGGCUAGCGUCUGGACAGGGCUGUGGUUGAGUGACUCAGUCUGUCUGUCAUUCUUGGAGAAAGCAAAAGUCCUGUCCAUCCCCCACUGGCUGUCUGUUACAUAAGCUGUCUGAACUGACAGUGUUUGAAGGGGGAUGGAAGUGCAACUCCACUGUAGUUAGUGGCCUACGUCUGUCCCAACUCCCCAGAACAGCCCAGAAUGAAUGAUUUAUGUUCUGAUCUCCAGCACCCCCAUUCUAGAAUGCCACCACAUCUCUGUAUAGCAAAUUGAUUUGAGAACAUAACAUUUCAUUUUUCUGGUUGAGCCUCCCUCAUUAGCUUCUUCAGUUAAGCCACCUCAUAGGGAAGGUGUACACACUGUAUGGCAUCCCCUGUCUGAUGGAUUACUGCUCAGUAUAAAGACAUGGAUUCCUCUGGAGAUAUUUAUGGAAGGUACGACUCAGCUGUUUUUACAAAUUAUGAACAUGCUCCUUUAUGGUAAAUCAGUCUGAUAGGUAACAUUAUGUAGGGUGUCCAGCCACUGCCCAGAGUGGGUGAGAAUGUCACUUUAUGUUAUAACAGGCAGAAUCUACUGCAAACCCAAAGCUUCCUUAUGCUAUAAAAUACAUUUUACCAAGACAAAUAUGAUUAUUCAUGUUCUGAAUCGUUCAGUGGGGUCUUUCUCUAAUGUAUCAUUAACAUUAUAUCCCAAAAGUCCGAUUUUGUAACUUAAUAUAUCCGAUAAUAAGCACAGAGCUCUGACAUAGCGCUGCAGGUACCUCAUAACUUUUAUGAUUUACAAUUUUGUGGUUCUCGUCAAAGUUGUUUCUGCGGGUCGGAAAAUUAGCAUUACACAACUGUAAUUAAAUCUAAAGACCUUUGAAAAUAAAAAGCUUGAUAUACGCUCAGUGAUCCGAUGACAUUUCGCAGAGAUACGUUUGUUUUUGUGAGAAAUCUUCCAUAGAGGAAUUUCGAAUUAGUAUGAAAAGCGUACAUGUCAUGUCUCAAAAUCGAUAUCCAUCUUACCUCUAUUGUUUUAUGUCCUGCGGAUUUGAGAAUGACGACAAGUUCAAUGGGAAAGUGAGCUUGUCAGUUAGCCCAUAGCCUUAAUUUUUUCACAGAAUCCAGCCUAGCUGACGCGAUGCAAUUUUCCUUAUAUAUAUAUUUAUUUAUUUAUUUCUUGGUCAUUGAUUUAGUCACCCUAAUUCUGGCCAUCCUACAAGGGUAAAGACUCAAAUAACUUUUGAAUGGAUUAUGAUGGAGACAUGAGGUUUGGACCACUGGGUUUUCUUGGAUGAUUAUCUACACAAUUAACAUAAUUUUACACAUUGGUCAAAAUAUGUGUUUUUGAUUGGAGACCCUACAUUAUGAUUAUAAGAUGUUGGUGUUGGCUGAUUUUAUAAUCUUUGCCUUAUAGUUUAUAAAAUGGCCCCUAUUGAUAUAGGCCUCUUUCCACUCCAUUUGGCUACUUUUAAUGCACUUUCUCAAUCUUACACGACAGUCUCUGAUCUAUCCUUUUCUCCUCCCCAUCCUCCUAUCUUCUCUUCCUCCUCAUUACUCUCUGUCUUUCCUGGGUCAGCUGGAUUGUCUGGAUGGCCCCUGCCCGGCCGUAUCGCCCAACGCCCUCUCCUACGGAGCCGACGGCUACGGGCUGGACUCGGUCGACAGCACCCCCGACCCCCAGCGCACAAAACAGGCCAUCGCCCAUCUGCAGCAGAAGAUCCUCAAGCUCACCGAGCAGGUCAAGAUUGAGCAGACGGCCAGAGACGACAAUGUGGCCGAGUACCUGAAGUUGGCCAACAACGCGGACAAGCAGCAGAGUGCCCGCAUCAAACAGGUGUUUGAGAAGAAGAACCAGAAGUCGGCCCAGACCAUCCAGCAGCUGCAGAGGAAGCUGGAGCACUACCACCGCAAACUGAGAGAGGUGGAGCACAACGGGAUCCCCCGCCAGCCCAAAGACGUGCUCCGGGACAUGCACCAAGGCCUCAAGGGCGUGGGCGCUAAGGUUAGCGUUAUGAACAUUUUAAUCAUAUAUACUUUCCUGAUGAGCUGUUUAGAGGUCAUCCCGCUUAUUUUUCACCAGUGUUAUUUCUACCACUGUAGUGUGCCACUGCAACUGCUAAUGUGAGUACUACCACCACCAUCAAAAUAUAGUUUGUCUGGUUUUAGCCACCUGUCCUUUGCAGAGUAAUUAGCAGAACAGUUUUGUAGAAUAUGUAUGUCUCAGACCUGGGUUCAAAUACUAUUCGAAAUCAUUUCAAAUACUUUAGCUGGGCUUGACUGGUGCAAAAACCUAGAGAAUAGUCGCAAACCCCACCCAUCUGCAACUCCAGGCAGACUAAAGCAAACGCUAAAAGUAUUUGAAAGAUUUCAAGUAGUAUUUGAACUAGGGGUGUGAAACGUUAAAAAGUUUAAAUGAAAUUGGGAUCCUUAACGUUUAGAAAAAUCCCUAACAAAAAAAAAGAAUCCCCACACAAUAUUAAAAUGACAGUGCAGCUGGCUCGCCUGCUAUUUCUCUUUACUAAUAUUGCGUGGGUGUGUGUUCAGUCUUCAGUCUGUUGCGUGUAGAAUAUACUACCUAGCCUGUUUAUGGAUAAUAGGCCCUGGUUUAUUGAAAUUGCGAGACAUUUCAAGCAAAGAAAUUGCAAAAUACAUUGCGUGAAACAGCUUCUGAUUGCCGAUAUAGGCCUAGUGCACAGUUCUGACUGGCUGCCUGGUGGCCGACCUUCCUAUACUCUGCCCCCCCUCUCUCUCUUUCCACGCUAGCUCGCUAGGAAAGAUGCAAGUGUUUGUGAAGUACGGCAACUAAACAGUCUCCUCCGUUUAAAAAAUACUAAAUCUUAGGAGUCGAUUCCUAUCGAAUGAUGUUUUCUUUCUACUAAAUGUCUUGGUAAGUCAUGGUAUUUAACGAACUUUAGGCCUAAAGUACUUUUUUAGGAGACCGGUCUGUGUGCAUGCAGGCAGUUCGAUUAUUUGAUUGACAAUUCUGGUUGCCUAGUGAUGGACGUUAGUACCGCUUCAGUGGCAUUCCUUUACAGACAAGUAAAAUGCCUGUUCAGUGGCGCUUCAAAACUAUCUCCAGAAAAAGUUUAGUGUCGCCAUUUUUAAAAAGCAGUAAUGCACCCUUACAGACAAACAAACAUGCCGUGGCCGAGUCGCUUUCAAGGGUAUAUGACUGCAGUAGAUAUAACUUCAUUGCCCGGCCCAGCAGUCAUACAUUAGGAAAAUUAUUCUGCAUUGUGAAUUGAUGUGGAAUUUUGAGAUUUUUCUGAUAAAUUGUAAAAAGAAAAUGGAAACGUUAAGCAAAAUUCUCCAUUUGUCACAUCCCUAAGUUGAACCCAGGUCUGGUAUCUCUAUGUCCCUAUCCAUGAAUCUGUUUUCACUACCCCCCCACCCCCCCAGUUAGUAACUGACCCAUCUCCCCCAACAGGUGACCGGUGGCCUCUCCAGCUUCUCCCACGCCACUCACUCGGCGGCUGGGGCCGUGGUGUCCAAGCCUCGAGAGAUCGCCUCCCUCAUCCGCAACAAGUUUGGCAGCGCAGACAACAUCUCUGCCCUGAAGGACUCCCUGGACGAGCCCCAGGAUGAUGGUCACGUUCUGGGGACGGGGGGGUCCAGGACACUGGGGGGGGCCUCUAGCCCCAAGUACGGCAGCGAGGACGACUGCUCCAGUGCCACCUCCGGCUCGGCCGGGGCCAACAGCAUCACAGGGGCCCCCGGGGGCCCGCCCAGCUCUAAGGGCCUGAACACACUGGAGCACGGCCAGAUCUUGGGCUUGGACACGCUGCUCCAUGAGGUCCAGGAGCUCCGGAACAGCCAAGGUCGGCUGGAUGAGUCGUUUGACAGCCUGAAAAGCCAUUACCAGAGAGACUACACCAUGAUCAUGCAGGCCCUGCAGGAGGAGAGAUACAGGUAGCCACUGCAUGCCACACACACCCUAGGACGCAACCGGUACUAAAUAGACUAGACCAGUUGUUGUCGUGGAAAAUGAUCACUAUACUUAUUAAAAAUCAAAGUUCUUCCAGACACUCGGCCCUCAGUUUAUAUACAAUUUCCAUUCCUGCUCGUUUUACAUACUUUUUGGCUUAAACCCUCCCAGUUCAGUUUCUCCACUAUUGUAAAAAAUAACAGAGCCAUCUCCUGGAUCUGCUCUGUUUAUUCCAAAACCUAUCAAUCGAUACUUAAAUAUGGUUUAAACAUGGCAGGUCCAUAACCCAUUCUCAACCAUAUACAUUUAAGACAUUCCUAAUGCAUUGCCUCAUACAUAACAGUAUAAUCAAUCCAGAGCCAUGUCCUGACUCUGGCUCAACCAUAAUAUCUAUUUAAGGCAGUUAUCUUGCGGUUUGUAUAAGCAAUACAUGAAAUACUAAAUCCUUUAUAAUAUUAUUCUUCAUAAUAUCAUCCCUUAUGUUUUACAAGGCCUAGUAAUGCUUGCUCCCUUUCGGACACCUCCCUAACAACCAUUUUCUGAAUCUAAGCUGAACCUGUUUAGGGGAUUAAGAUACAUUGAAACCCUAUGUUACAUGCAUAUACUACAUAGAGAAAACAUGAGAGAGGCCUAUUCUAUAUUUUUAGGAUUCCAGGUUUUCCCCAGGCGUCCUAUAUGGGACCCCUAGUUCCAACACCAAAAUCAAUUUAAAUGUUACUCACCUUCUUUAAUUAAUGCUUAGACUCUUUAUCAUCACUAAAGCAAUAUGGAACAGGAUUAAUAUCUCCAUGUCCAGUGUGCUUCAGCUGUUGCUUGUCCUUGUGGUCAUGACAAGCCCAUCCUCCUCCUGCAACGACCCCAUACAGACAUUCUAGGUUGCCAUAAGGGCAGUCAAGUUGUCCUCAUUGUUGUGAGGGCCAAGCAGGGCUCUCUUCCGAUAAUGACUAUCUGCUUCUGGGCCUCUACUCCGGGCCGGCGUUGGGUCCCUUUGGCUCGGGACCUUCUCUGUCACUAGGCAGCCUCAGCUUUCUCAUCUCUCGGUCGUCGGUUUCCAUGCAGUACUCUGGUGCAGUGGUUUAGAUGAUACCAGGUCGAGCUCCCCUCAACCCUUAUGGCAGUUGGUGUAGCCUGGAUGAAGGUGUAGGGUCCCUCACGUCUCUGUUCGUUCCACUUCCUUCUGAAGACCCUGACGUAGACCUUCUCCCCCGGGACCACUGGUCGUGGUGGAUUCGCCUCUGGUUCUGGAACUCUGCUUCUCUCCUGUUGGUAUAUAACUUCAUGUAUGAUAGUUAGUUGCCUGAUAUACUCUUCUAAUUCCCUUUCCAUUUGCUCUAGAGGCAGACCCUCAUAUGGUCCCAUAAGCACCGGCACUGGCAUGGGUCGACCCGUAAGCAUUUCAUGCGGUGUUAGAUGCGUUAUUCUGUUAGCUUGCAUACGAUAGCUCAUUAAUGCCAGAGUUGAGGCCCCCCCCAAAAAACGACAACACUGUCUGUUAAAUCAAAAUAACAAAUCAAACUAGAAUGAUAACCCUUGAUAACACCUUAACUUAAUUGUGUCCCUCAUUCAGGGCUAGUUCUCUCGCUCUGUCCUUGUCAUGGUAUGAAUCAUUACAUACUACAUAUACAGUGGGGGAAAAAAGUAUUUAGUCAGCCACCAAUUGUGCAAGUUCUCCCACUUAAAAAGAUGAGAGAGAAAAUCACAUUGUAGGAUUUUUUAAUGAAUUUAUUUGCAAAUUAUGGUGGAAAAUAAGUAUUUGGUCAAUAACAAAAGUUUCUCAAUACUUUGUUAUAUACCCUUUGUUGGCAAUGACACAGGUCAAAAGUUUUCUGUAAGUCUUCACAAGGUUUUCACACACUGUUGCUGGUAUUUUGGCCCAUUCCUCCAUGCAGAUCUCCUCUAGAGCAGUGAUGUUUUGGGGCUGUCGCUGGGCAACACAGACUUUCAACUCCCUCCAAAGAUUUUCUAUGGGGUUGAGAUCUGGAGACUGGCUAGGCCACUCCAGGACCUUGAAAUGCUUCUUACGAAGCCACUCCUUAAUUGCCCGGGCGGUGUGUUUGGGAUCAUUGUCAUGCUGAAAGACCCAGCCACAUUUAAUCUUCAAUGCCCUUGCUGAUGGAAGGAGGUUUUCACUCAAAAUCUCACGAUACAUGGCCCCAUUCAUUCUUUCCUUUACACGGAUCAGUCGUCCUGGUCCCUUUGCAGAAAAACAGCCCCAAAGCAUGAUGUUUCCACCCCCAUGCUUCACAGUAGGUAUGGUGUUCUUUGGAUGCAACUCAGCAUUCUUUGUCCUCCAAACACGGCAAGUUGAGUUUUUACCAAAAAGUUCUAUUUUGGUUUCAUCUGACCAUAUGACAUUCUCCCAAUCCUCUUCUGGAUCAUCCAAAUGCAAACUUCAGACGGGCCUGGACAUGUACUGGCUUAAGCAGGGGGACACGUCUUGCACUGCAGGAUUUGAGUCCCUGGCGGCGUAGUGUGUUACUGAUGGUAGGCUUUGUUACUUUGGUCCCAGCUCUCUGCAGGUCAUUCACUAGGUCCCCCCGUGUGGUUCUGGGAUUUUUGCUCACCGUUCUUGUGAUCAUUUUGACCCCUCGGGGUGAGAUCUUGCGUGGAGCCCCAGAUCGAGGGAGAUUCAGUGGUCUUGUAUGUCUUCCAUUUCCUAAUAUUGCUCCCACAUUUGAUUUCUUCAAACCAAGCUGCUUACCUAUUGCAGAUUCAGUCUUCCCAGCCUAGUGCAGAUCUACAAUUUUGUUUCUGGUGUCCUUUGACAGCUCUUUGGUCUUGGCCAUAGUGGAGUUUGGAGUGUGACUGUUUGAGGUUGUGGACAGGUGUCUUUUAUACUGAUAACAAGUUCAAACAGGUGCCAUUAAUAUAGGUAACGAGUGGAGGACAGAGGAGCCUCUUAAAUAAGAAGUCACAGGUCUGUGAGAGCCAGAAAUCUUGCUUGUUUGUAGGUGACCAAAUACUUAUUUUCCACCAUAAUUUGCAAAUAAAUUCAUAAAAAAUCCUACAAUGUGAUCUUCUGGAAAAAAACAUCUCAAUUUGUCUGUCAUAGUUGACGUGUACCUAUGAUGAAAAUUACAGGCCUCUCAUCUUUUUAAGUGGGAGAACUUGCACAAUUGGUGGCUGACUAAAUACUUUUUUUCCCCCACUGUACAUCUCACACAAUGUCUUCUAGCUUUCUAGUGAUGGUGAUCAGGCCUCACCAGAAAGUCAGAGCAGAGGUCAUUCAACACCAUUUUAAGUGAAUGUCUCUUUCCCUUUUCUUCCCCUUUACCUCAGAUAUUAUUUAACAAUAUUUCAAACAUUUUGUGUACCAAGUUUACAUUGGGAUUUUUCAGUACAUUUCUUAUCAGGAUAAUUUACGUGUGUAAUCAAAACUCUGGCAAUAGAAACUUCCGAAAAUGUAAUUUAUGUGCCCUUUAAGGUGUAUUAUUUCUAACCUGUGAAAAAUCCACUAAACCAAAAAUAAAAACCCUACACAACUACCAAAUAUUCAUAAUAGGUGGGUUGUGUGUGUGGUGAAACGUAGGGCAAAAACAAACAAAUGGCUAGGCCUUAUUUAAUUUGGUAGCUCCCUUUUAUGGCCUAAUUAUAAGAUUGCUAAGUUUUACUAACUGCUCUCCUCAGAUCACAGACUCGGGGAAACAUUCCAAAGAGACAUAAUGAAACUCCCAUUCUCCUGGAAAAGAAAGUGUACAUUUCGUUAACAUUCACUAUAGUACAUCUUAAUCAGCCCCCCAAAUGUUUUAAUACAAUCAAAACAUGAAGAUAAUUCCACUGUACUCCAUCAAAUGAGUAAUCGUUUGUUUCAAUCUAAUUCCUUGUUUAUAUAAAUUGCUGUCCUUUGUAAGUAAAUGCAAACAAGUGUCUACUUUCUUAUGCUAAAGGUACACUAAAAAAUGCUCCACAUAAGUCUAUUACUGAGAACCACUUUGCAUCUGGUGGAAUGUUUGUUAAGUGUGUGUGGAUUGGACACCUGUGCUUGGCGGUCUUAAACUACUUCAUUCACUGCUGUUUGUUUGAUUUUAGUACUGGUUCCAGUCACUCUGGGUUUUAACCAGUACUCCUGCUUUUAUCAGUCCCUCUAUUGUAGCUUGAAUUCCUGCCUCUGCUUCCGGUGUCAUUGGGUAUUGCUGUUUCCAUGGGGGUCUCGUGUCUGCCUUUACUUUAAUGCAAAUUGGAUUAGCUGAUUUUACCCAACCCACAUCUGUAUCAAGUCUUCUGUAAUCACACUUUUCAUUUGUUUCCUUAGCUUUUCUUGUUUUGUUUCUUUUUUAACAACUGGUUCAAAACUGGCCUUUCCUCAGUUAUUUCCACUUCCUGUUGUUCCCCCAUCAGUUCUGCAAAGCAUAGGACUUUAAUGAGGUUUUUGUCAACAGACUGGAAAAUGAAUGAAUUCUCUGUUUUCUGUGUAUAUAAUUAGCCCAUGCCUUCCUUAACCAUAGUUGUUCUAGCAAAUGAUUUUGAAAUGGAUCAUAUUGCAGUGUAUAAUGAUAGCCUAAUUUUGGUACUCAUUUCUGUAAUUUGAGCCCUGAUACAUUUCCCCCACUUCUUUAAUAACUCUUAUAUUGGUGAUUCUAUGUUCCCUAUCCAGUAAACAUUUGUUGUUUUUGUCUGUAGCCAUCAUCUGUGGGCGUACACCUUCCUAUUAUUAGUCCCUCUGAUGUGCAUUUAAUUUGGAUGCCCAUUCGACACAGUGCAUCUCUCCCUAAUAGAUUAACUGGAGUUUGUUCUGAUACUAAUAUAGGUAUGAUGCAGGUAGCUUUUUCUCCUGCUUCUAUUUUUACUGGAACUGUCAUAGGCAUUAGCUGCGUUUGUCCCGUACAUCCUACUGUCUUUACAUAUUUGCCUGACAUGGGGAGGUGAGAGGCAUAAUUUGGACUUACACAUGAGUAAGUUUCUCCAGUAUCUAUCAUCAUGGGUGUGCCUCUAUUCUUCACCUGAACCUGCAGCAUAGGUUCUUCAUCAGCCUGCAUAGUUACUGCCACUAGCAGACCCUCCCCUCUAGGAUUCUCUGGGCAUCCCUAGUAUCCCUGAUUUGGUCCUCCCCACGGGUUCACUGGGCCCUGUGGAGCCUGUGUCUGAACUGCCGCCAUGCAUCUGAGCUGGUGUUAUUUAUUUGCCAAUUACCCUGCUGUGGUUGCUUAGGCAGCAAUGGGUUGGUAGGACAAUUCCUUCUUAGAUGUCCUGAUUGAUGACACCCCCAGCAGACACCUAGCGGUCCUCCUGGUCCACCAUUUUGGUAUGUCUGCUGUUGUGAUCGGUGCCCUUGAUUCUGGGGUCUGUUUCUAUUUCCUUUGUUUUGCCACUGUCCAGGGGAUUAUUGUGUGUGUACACAUUCACUAUUGGUAAGGCAGGAGCUAUUUGGCCUUGUGGUUGAGGCUGUAGUUGUGGACCUCCUUGGAGAACAGGUGCCAUGGCGCCCUCUUCUGGCAGUGCUGGAGUAAUCACUGGGGUCAUCCCUCCUGUAUUUCUCCAUUGCGUGGAUAAUAUGGUCGCAGAAUUCCUUGUGUGAUUUUGACGUUAGUCCCACCACAUCUUCCAGUCUGCUUCUGACAGGCGUUGGCAUUGCCUCCAUCAGUGAUGUCCUGAAUAGUGUUGUCAUCAGUGGAUCCCCCUCUGGGUCUUUUUCUGUUUCUUGUCGCCACCUCUUGAGCUGAUCCUCUAGGUAGCGUGCAGGGCUUUCUUUAUCCCCCAAUGGUUCCCCUCUCAGUGCUUUAGGGUGUAUUUUUCUUGAUACUCCAUUCUCAGUGUGCCAUAGUCCUAUAAUUGUCAAAGGCCACUCCAUCCAGUAACGUCCUGUAUGAGGCCACCAGCCUACAGGUCCUCCAUUUUGGCCACUCCCACCACCCUAGCCAGCAAUGCCUUCAAAUCUCCCACUGCCAGUAGCUUCCCCAUUGUUUUUUCUUCAAAUGUUCUAAUCCAGUUUCCUGCUCCUUCAUGCAUGUUUGGCAGUCUAGUCACCAGGCCUUCCAGGUCCCGUGAUCCCCAAGGCACAUAGUGAACCUUUGUCCCCUUUACCAAAAUGGGAUACUGGGCUCCAUACUUGUCUGGCUUUUUUAUGUUCUUCUGUUUCUUAAUUCUCUCUUAGAUUUUUCCAGGUGGGCUUGCAGUGCUUCACCUAGUUCUGUUACUAUAGAUUUGCCUCCUGUGACUCCUUGCUGUGAUAAUUGUCUUUCUGUCUCACUCUGUUCUUGCUCAGAGUCAGCACACUGUUUUAGUUCCUCAUCUUCCUCAUUACUUGCAUCAUCCCACUCGCUCUGUCCAUCACCAUCUUGUUCAUCUAUCCCAUAAUUUUCCAGUUUUCUUAACAUACCCCUCAGUCCCUCAUAACAGUCUGUCUAAAUGUGAUCCUCUUUCUCCUGUUUUAUAGUUCUUUAUUAGGGUAUCCAUGUCCUCACACACUGUCACAUCAAACAUCCCUAAGGCCAUUUUGUUGCUAGUUUUCUAGUUCUUAUUUAUCAGAGAUUUUUCCCAAUCUCUUCUUUAUUUUCUGGGAACCUUCUUUUCAUGAUUUCUACUGGUGUCUCUAUUCCCUGUAUUCUUGGUCUCCCUGACGCUAGCCUUAGGUUUGGUUCAGUGUCUAUAUUAGGGUGUAGAGUCAGCAAUAUCUUCCUUACUGUUUUUCUCGUUUACUUGUUUAUAUAUGGACAGCUAAUCCCUAUCCUGAAUUCUCCUACCCAGAUUUAUUUUAUUACUAUUUCCUGUAUCCUUACUGGUCAAUGACAUAAGUAAUAGCUGUUUCACAUUAGAUUUAGCCUCUUUCUGAUAAUGUUAUCAUUGUAGCCUAUUGCAUUAAUUUAGUCAAAUAUAAAUGUGUUGUUUAAUAAAUCUAGAACCUACAACAAGUUGGUGCUAUCCCAUUAGUGUAAUAGUCAAAACUACCUGCAAUCCACUGUUCCAUGUAAUGGAAACAGAUUAUCGUUUUAGAAUUCAUUAACUAUUUGCAUACGUCACUGGUGUUACGCAAACUAUAGAAUUGAGUAAUAACAAUUUGUCAAAGAAUGUUUCCCGAUUCAACUAUUAUGACCUCUGCUUCAAAUGUCCCUUACAGCCCGAUACAGUCCAGCGAGUACGACUCUCUUUCACCCGCGAGCUAAAACAUGGCAUUUGUAAAGUCUAUUCACAAACCACCAAUAACUAUUUGUAUAACCUACAGGAAUAUUUUAUUCUAUAAAAGGGCCCAAAUUUAGAAUGUUAACCCUAUCUCAUUUUAUCAUUUUACUGUGUUCAAUUUUACCAUAAUCCUACAUCACCUCUAAAUUUCCAAAUAUAAUGUCCGAAACACAUCCUACAAGAUUGGCCGAAAUACAAUGUGUAGACGUUAUACAACCACACAUGACCUGUUCCUCCAACAGGAUUCAUUCUACCCCUCCUGGUAACGUGAAUUUUCCACACUCAGUUGGUCAAUGAAUAUCCACAUACCAUUUAUUAUUCUCUUCCUAAUGCAAGAUUGGGCACGCCCUUUCUCCACCAGACAUAGAAGCUUCAAGCGACCUUUAAAUAUAGUCCCUUUCCUGACACUUCCUCAACACAGAAAAGGCUAUUAUUUUCAGGGUUUCUUGUUAUUUUCUGAUCACCCGCACAGAUGAGCAGCCACUCGUGCUUAACUGAAUCAGACAGAAUGACCAGCAGGACGAACGAAUGAAUCAGACGAAUUGAACAAAUACAUCAGAUGAACAAUCGAGUGAAUUUGACAGAUUGAAUGCACAAACCUAGUCAGACCAGUGGACCAAGAUGAAAGAGCUACUUUCGCAAUCCCAAGCAAGUCCAACAAGCCAGUCUUGUACAAAAUGAGUCAGACAAAACAAUCGAAUCAAACAAACUGAUCAAGCUGACCAAAUGAGCAACCUAAAUGAGAUGGAUAAAACAUACAAUUGAAUGAAUCACAGCCGCUCAAGCAAACCAUUCACCCGCACGAGGUGAGCAGACCUACUCUAUUUAACACUUUAUUUAUAUUUUGAAGCCCUAGUGGCUAUUUCACAACCAUUCACCUACUCUGGAUGACCGGCGCUACUUCCAAUUUAUGGUGUCACCUACUCAGGAUGACCUACUUCUUUACCUGAUUGGCCCUGUCUAAUUAUUGCAUCACCACCACAGGAUGAUGCAACACCUACUCGAGCAGCCUCUAACAAUGAACUCCACGUUAGAGCGGUAACCGUAGGCACCUAUUCAUGUACUGGCUAGCCACUGGCCCGUUCAGCCCUCUGGAGUGCUAACCUUAGCUCUCCAAAGCGGUAUCCACAGGAUUUAACUUAUUUGUAAUUACCGACAAUAUUCAACAAUCCAUAACAUUGCAUGCAUGCUUAUUUCUCAUGCCAACAAAAACUCUAUACUUUUCCUAAAUUUAGUCCUUAAUACUGGAGAGACCCCACGGUACCUGACCUUCAGAAUCAGCUUGAACAAAUCACACACUUUCAAUGUUAAAAGUAGGAACGUUGCUUACCUCUUAACAGUGGCCACUGUAUUUUUGUGUGUGAUUCGUCCAACCUCCUCCAGAUGGUGCAGCACCCCUGUGGUCUCUUUUCCCAGGCCCAUCUGGGGUGCCAAUUAUGUUAUGGAAAAUUAUCAAUAUACUUAUUAAAAAUCAAAGUUCUUCCAGAGUUUUUGUAGAAUUAAGAUAGACUUUAUUACAUACGCAAUAGAGCCGAGGUGGUUUGCAAAACAUCUGAACUCCCAACACUCGGCCCUCAGUUUAUAUACAAUUUCCAUUCCUGCUCGUUUUACAUACUUUUUAGCUUAAACCCUCUCAGUUCAGUUUCUCCACUAUUGUUUCCAGGCCAUCUUUUGACCGCUCCGCCCACUCUCUUAAUUUAUGAUAGUGGUGAAAUCUGACCCUAUUCAGUCUCCUCCUUCUAUUUAUCUAGUUUGGAAACAAUAGUGGUAGAACCAGGCUUUCUCAUGUAAAAAAUAAAAGAGCCAUCUCCUGACUCUGCUCUGUUUAUUCCAAAACCUAUCAAUCGAUACUUAAAUAUGGUUUAAAUAUGGCAGGUCCAUAACCUAUUCUCAACCAUAUACAUUUAAGACGUUCCUAAUGCAUUGCCUCAUACAGUGGGGAAAAAAAGUAUUUAGUCAGCCACCAAUUGUGCAAGUUCUCCCACGUAAAAAGAUGAGAGAGGCCUGUAAUUUUCAUCAUAGGUACACGUCAACUAUGACAGACAAAUUGAGAUUUUUUUUCUCCAGAAAAUCACAUUGUAGGAUUUUUUAUGAAUUUAUUUGCAAGUUAUGGUGAAAAAUAAGUACAGUGGGGAAAAAAAAUAUUUAGUCAGCCACCAAUUGUGCAAGUUCUCCCAAUUAAAAAGAUGAGAGGCCUGUAAUUUUCAUCAUAGGUACACGUCAACUAUGACAGACAAAUUGAGGAGAAAAAAAAUUCCAGAAAAUCACAUUGUAGGAUUUUUAAUGAAUUUAUUUGCAAAUUAUGGUGGAAAAUAAGUAUUUGGUCACCUACAAACAAGCAAGAUUUCUGGCUCUCACAGACCUGUAACUUCUUUUUUAAGAGGCUCCUCUGUCCUCCACUCGUUACCUGUAUUAAUGGCACCUGUUUGAACUUCUUAUCAGUAUAAAAGACACCUGUCCACAACCUCAAACAGUCACACUCCAAACUCCACUAUGACCAAGACCAAAGAGCUGUCAAAGGACACCAGAAACAAAAUUGUAGACCUGCACCAGGCUGGGAAGACUGAAUCUGCAAUAGGUAAGCAGCUUGGUUUGAAGAAAUCAACUGUGGGAGCAAUUAUUAGGAAAUGGAAGACAUACAAGACCACUGAUAACCUCCCUCGAUCUGGGGCUCCACGCAAGAUCUCACCCCGUGGGGUCAAAAUGAUCACAAGAACGGUGAGCAAAAAUCCCAGAACCACCCGGGGGUUCCUAGUGAAUGACCUGCAGAGAGCUGGGACCAAAGUAACAAAGCCUACCAUCAGUAACACACUACGCCACCAGGGACUCAAAUCCUGCAGUGCCAGAUGUGUCCCCCUGCUUAAGCCAGUACAUGUCCAGGCCCGUCUGAAGUUUGCUAGAGUGCGUUUGGAUGAUCCAGAAGAGGAUUGGGAGAAUGUCAUAUGGUCAGAUGAAACCAAAAUAGAACUUUUUGGUAAAAACUCAACUCGUCGUGUUUGGAGGACAAAGAAUGCGGAGUUGCAUCGAAAGAACACCAUACCUACUGUGAAGCAUGGGGGUGGAAACAUCAUGCUUUGGGGCUGUUUUUCUGCAAAGGGACCAGGACGACUGAUCCGUGUAAAGGAAAGAAUGAAUGGGGCCAUGUAUCGUGAGAUUUUAAGUGAAAACCUCCUUCCAUCAGCAAGGGCAUUGAAGAUGAAACUUGGCUGGGUCUUUCAGCAUGACAAUGAUCCCAAACACACCGCCCGGGCAACGAAGGAGUGGCUUCGUAAGAAGCAUUUCAAGGUCCUGGAGUGGCCUAGCCAGUCUCCAGAUCUCAACCCCAUAGAAAAUCUUUUGAGGGAGUUGAAAGUCCGUGUUGCCCAGCGACAGCCCCAAAACAUCACUGCUCUAGAGGAGAUCUGCAUGGAGGAAUGGGCCAAAAUACCAGCAACAGUGUGUGAAAACCUUGUGAAGACUUACAGAAAAUGUUUGACCUGUGUCAUUGCCAACAAAGGGUAUACAGUGAUCCCUCGCCACUUCGCGGUUCACUUAUCGCGGAUUCGCUAUUUCGCGGAUUUUCAUAAUGCAUUUUUUUUUUUUUGUUGGUGCAUUGUGCUCUGCAUUCUGAUUCGCUAAAAACUCACUCCCGCUUCUUGUAUCAAAACAUGCUACGAAUUGUGCUAUCAUUUUGUCGUCUCGUGCAGUUAUGUACGUACAUAAAACAGCUUGGCAAAUUUACAUUAAGUUGGCCAAAUUAUCUUGUAAUUUCGAACAUCUUCUAAACCCAUAAUGUCGACGAAACGGCCUACACGUGAGUCACUGUAUUUGUAUACAUGUAAUAGUUGCUAAUUGUAAAAAAAAAAAAGUUUUCUAUUUCGCGGAUUUCACUUAUCGCGGGUCAUUUUCGGAACGUAACCCCCGCGAUAAACGAGGGAUUACUGUAUAACAAAGUAUUGAGAAACUUUUGUUAUUGACCAAAUACUUAUUUUCCACCAUAAUUAGCAAAUAAAUUCAUUAAAAAUCCUACAAUGUGAUUUUCUGGAUUUAUUUUCUCAUUUUGUCUGUCAUAGUUGACGUGUACCUAUGAUGAAAAUUACAGGCCUCUCUCAUCUUUUUAAGUGGGAGAACUUGCACAAUUGGUGGCUGACUAAAUACUUUUUUUCCCCCCACUGUACAUAACAGUAUAAUCAAUCAAGAGCCAUGUCCUGACUCUGGCUCAGACUCCCUCCUUGUGUACCACUCGGUUACCAACCGGUCGAUCGACUGGUCGAUCUUCAAGGCAUUUCUAGUUGAUCACCAAACAUUUCAGUAGAAAAGGCUAGUGGUUAAGAGGGUAAGGCCAGUAACUGAAAGGUUGCUGGUUCGAAUCCCCGAGCCGACUAGGUGAAACAUCUGUCGGUGUGCCCUUGAGCAAGGCACUUCACUCUAAUUGCUGCUGUAAGUUGCUCUGGAUAAGAGCGUCUGCUAAAUGACUAAAAUGUAAAUAGAAAAAUGAUAAAACCUUGUGCUCAUAUACAUACAUACAUACAUACAUACAGUACCAGUCAAAGGUUUGGACACCUACUUUAUUUGUACUAUUUUUUUACAUUGUAGAAUAGUGAAGACAUCAGAACUAUGAAAUAACACAUGGAAUCAUGUAGGAACCAAAAGAGUGUUAAACAAAUCAAAAUAUAUCUUAUAUUUGAGAUUCUUCAAAUAGCCACCCUUUGCCUUGAUGACAGAUUUGCACAUUAAUUAUUUAAUAAUAUGCCAAGUCUUGCUCUGUUGGCUGUAGGUGCACUUGAUUCAGAAGCCUGUACAGAAUAAAGAAUAUUCCAAAACAUGCAUCCUGUUUACAACUUGUCCUGAAUCCGAAGUGUUAUGUUUGGUCAAGUCCAAUACAACAACUUAUUGAGGGGGGUUGGGUUAAAUGCAGAAGAAACAUUUCAGUUGAAUGCAUUCAGUUGUACAACUGACUAGGUAUCCCCCUUUCCUUUCCCUUUACUAAGUACCACUCUCCAUAUUUUCAUGCAUAGUGGUGGCUGCAUCAUGUUAUGGUUAUGCUUGUAAUCGAUAAGGACUGGGGAGUUUUUCAGGAUAAAAAAUAAACUGAAUGGAGCUAAGCACAGGCAAAAUCCUAGAGGAAAACCUGGCUCAGUCUGCUUUCCACCAGACACUGGGAGAUUAAUUCACCUUUCAGCAGGACAAUAACCUAAAACACAAGGCCAAAUCUACAGUGGAGUUGCUUACCAAGAAGACAGUGAAUGUUCCUUACAGUUUGGACUUAAAUCUGAUUUGAAAAUCUAUGGCAAAACUUGAAAAUGGUUGUCUUGCAAUGAUCAACAACCAAUUUGACAGAGCUUGAAGAAUUUUUAAAAUAAUAAUGGGGAAAAAUUGUACAAUGCAAGUGUGCAAAGCUCUUAAGAGACUUACCCAGAAAUAUGUAAACGCUGCCAAAGGAGAUUCUAACGUGUUGAGUCAGGGUGUGAAUACUUAUGUAAAUGGAGAUAUUUCAUUUUCAAUAUAUUUGCAAGAAACUCUAAACAUGUUUUCACUAUGCCAUUAUGGAGUAUUGUGUGAAGAAAAUAAAUAAAUUUAUUCCAUUUUGAAUUCAGGCUGUAACACAACAAUGUGGAAUAAGUCAAGGGGUAUGAAUACUUUCUGAAGGCACAGUACAUACUCACUGAACUCAGCAGUUACUCAAGUUGUGAAGAGAUGCAAAAAACCCCUUGUUACUAAAUUUAGAAUAAAGGUAUAUUUUCUCACUUCAAAAUAACUCUUAUCACUCAGCUCCAGCAAACAUUUCCACUACCUUCAUGAAAGGGAGUGUUUGAUUGGUACCUUGUGUGUGUGUGUGUGUGUGUGUGUGUGUGCGUGUUCAGGUGUGAGCGUUUGGAGGAGCAGCUCAAUGACUUAACAGAGCUGCACCAGAAUGAGAUCCUGAACCUGAAGCAGGAGCUGGCCAGCAUGGAGGAAAAGAUCGCCUAUCAGUCUUACGAGAGAGCUAGAGACAUUCAGGUAGGUUCUGUCAGCUCUUGAAAAUAGGGUUAUUCUUACCUUAUCCCUUUUAGGUCCUGGUGGAGCAAAGGGCCUACCGAUGAAUCUCCAGUAAACUUGUGUGUGUGUGUACAUACACGUAUAUGUAUACUACCGUUCAAAAGUUUGGGGUCACUUAGAAAUGUCCUUGUUUUUGAAAGAAAAGCAAUUUUUUUUGUCCAUUUUUAAAAUAUCAUCAAAUUGAUCAGAAAUACAGUGUAGACAUUGUUAUAUUUCUAAAAGGCUAUUGUAGCUGGUAACGGCUGAUUUUUUUUUUUUAAUGGAAUAUCUACAUAGGCAUACAGAGGCCCAUUAUCAGCAACCAUCAGUCUUGUGUUCCAAUGGCACGUUGUGUUUGCUAAUCCAAGUUUAUCAUUUUAAAAGGCUAAUUGAUCAUUAGAAAACCCUUUUUAAAUUAUGUUAGCACAGCUGAAAACUGUUGUGCUGAUUUAAAGAAGCUAUAAAACUGGCCUUCUUGAGACUAGUUGAGUGUCUGAAGCAUCAGCGAUUGUGGGUUCGAUUACAGGCUCAAAAUGGCCAGAAACAAAUAACUUUGUUCUGAAACUCGUCAGUCUAUUCUUGUUCUGAGAAAUGAAGGCUAUUCCAUGCAGGAAAUUGCCAAGAAACUGAAGAUCCCGUACAACGCUGUGUACUACUCCCUUCACAGAACAGCACAAACUUGCUCUAACCAGAACAGAUAGAGGAGUUGGAGGCCCCGGUGCACAACUGAGCAAGAGGACAAAUACAUUAGUCUAGUUUUUGAGAAAUACGCCUCACAGGUCCUCAACUGGCAGCUUCAUUAAAUAGUACCCGCAAAACACCAGUCUCAACGUCAACAGUGAAGCAGAGACUCUGGGAUGCUGACCUUCUAGGCAGAGUUGCAAAGAAAAAGCCAUAUCUCAGACUGUCCUGUCUUUUUUUUUAUUGGCCAGUCUGAGAUAUGGCUUUUUCAUUUGCAACUCUGCGUAGGUCAGCAUCCUGGAGUUGCCUCUUCACUGUUGACACUUAGGUUGGAGUCAUUAAAACUUGUUUUUCAACCACUCCACAAAUUUCUUUUUAACAAACUAUAGUUUUGGCAAGUCGGUUAGGACAUCUACUUUGUGCAUGACACAAGUAAUUUUUCCAACAAUUGUUUACAGAUUAUUUCAGUUAUAAUUCACUGUAUCACAAUUCCAGUGGGAAAGAAGUUUACAUACACUAAGUUGACUGUGCCUUUAAACAGCUUGGAAAAUUCCAGAAAAUGAUGUGAUGGCUUUAGAAGCUUCUGAUAGGCUAAUUUACAUAAUUUGAGUCAAUUGGAGGUGUACCUGUGGAUGUACUUCAAGGCCUACCUUCAAACUCAGUGCCUCUUUGCUUGACAUCAUGGGAAAAUCAAAAUAAAUCAGCCAAGACCUCAGAAAAAAAUUGUAGACCUCCACAAGUCUGGUUCAUCCUUGGGAGCAAUUUCCAAACACCUGAAGGUACCACGUUCAUCUGUACAAACAAUAGUAUUGGACCACGCAGCCGUCAUACCACUCAGGAAGGAGAUGCGUUCUGUCUCCUAGAGAUAAACGUACUUUGGUGCGAAAAUUGCAAAUCAAUCCCAGAACAACAGCAAAGGACCUUGUGAAGAUGCUGGAGGAAACCGGUACAAAAUUAUCUUUAUCCACAGUAAAACGAGUCCUAUAUCGACAUAACCAGAAAGGCCGCUCAGCAAGGAAGAAGCCACUGCUCUAAAACCGCCAUGAAAAAGCCAGACUAGGGUUUGCAACUGCACAUGGGGACAAAUAUCGUACUUUUUGGAGAAACGUCCUCUGGUCUGAUGAAACAAAAAUAGAACUGUUUGGCCAAAAUGACCAUCGUUAUGUUUGGAGGAAAGAGGGGGUUCCUUGCAAGCCGAAGAACACCAUCCCAACCGUGAAGCACGGGGGUGGCAGCAUCAUGCUGUGGGGGUGCUUUGCUGCAGGAGGGACUGGUGCACUUCGCAAAAUAGAUGGCAUCAUGAGGAAGGAAAAUUAUGUGGAUAUAUUGAAGCAACAUCUCAAGACAUCAGUCAGGAAGUUGAAGCUUGGUCGCAAAUGGGUCUUCCAAAUUCCAAGCAUACUUCCAAAGUUGUAGCAAAAUGGCUUAAGGACAACAAAGUCAAGGUAUUGGAGUGGCCAACACAAAGCACUGACCUCAAUCCUAUAGAAAAUUUGUGGGAAGAACUGAAAAAGCGUGUGCGAGCAAGGAGGCCUACAAACCUGACUGCGUUACACUAGCUAUGUCAGGUGGAAUGGGCCAAAAUUCACCCAACUUAUUGUGGGAAGCUUGUGGAAGACUACCCGAUACAUUUGACCCAAGUUAAACAAUUUUAAAGGCAAUUCUACCAAAUACUAAUUGAGUGUGUGUAAACUUCUGACCCACUGGGAAUGUGAUGAAAGAAAUAAAAGCUGAAAUAAAUUAUUAUUCUGACAUUUCACAUUCUUAAAAUAAAGUGGUGAUCCUAACUGACCUAAGACAGGGAAUAUUUACUAGGAUUAAAUGUCAGGAAAUGUGAAACUGAGUUUAAAUGUAUUUGGCUAAGGUGUAUGUAAACUUCCAACUUCAACUGUGUGUGUGUAGGUAUAUUUAAAAUAUGUGUGUAGGUAUAUUUAAAAUAUACAUACAUACAUACAUACAUACAUACAUACAUACAUACAUACAUACAUGCAUGCAUGCAUGCAUGCAUACAUACAUACAUAUACAGUGAGGGAAAAAUGUAUUUGAUCCCCUGCUGAUUUUGUACGUUUGCCCACUGACAAAUAAAUGAUCAGUCUAUAAUUUUAAUGGUAGGUUUAUUUGAACAGUGAGAGACAGAAUAACAACAAAAAAAUCCAGAAAAACGCAUGUCAAAAUGUUAUAUAUUGAUUUGCAUUUUAAUGAGGGAAAUAAGUAUUUGACCCCCUCUCAAUCAGAAGAUUUCUGGCUCCCAGGUGUCUUUUAUACAGGUAACGAGCUGAGAUUAGGAGCACACUCUUAAAGGGAGUGCUCCUAAUCUCAGCUUGUUACCUGUAUAAAAGACACCUGUCCACAGAAGCAAUCAAUCAGAUUCCAAACUCUCCACCAUGGCCAAGACCAAAGAGCUCUCCAAGGAUGUCAGGGACAAGAUUGUAGACCUACACAAGGUUGGAAUGGGCUACAAGACCAUCGCCAAGCAGCUUGGUGAGAAGGUGACAACAGUUGGUGCGAUUAUUCGCAAAUGGAAGUAACACAAAAUAACUGUCAAUCUCCCUCGGCCUGGGCAACAAAGGAGUGGCUCAAGAAGAAGCACAUUAAGGUCCUGAAGUGGCCUAGCCAGUCUCCAGACCUUAAUCCCAUAGAAAAUCUGUGGAGGGAGCUGAAAGUUCGAGUUGCCAAACAUCAGCCUCGAAACCUUAAUGACUUGGAGAAUAUCAGCAAAGAGGAGUGGAACAAAAUCCCUCCUGAGAUGUGUGCAAACCUGGUGGCCAACUACAAGAAACGUCUGACCUCUGUCAUUGCCAACAAGGGUUUUGCCACCAAGUACUAAGUCAUGUUUUGCAGAGGGGUCAAAUACUUAUUUCCCUCAUUAAAAUGCAAAUCAAUUGAUAACAUUUUUGACAUGCGUUUUUCUGGAUUUUUUUUUUGUUAUUCUGUCUCUCACUGUUCAAAUAAACCUACCAUUUAAAAUUAUAGACUGAUCAUUUCUUUGUCAGUGGGCAAACGUACAAAAUCAGCAGGGGAUCAAAUACUUUUUUCCCUCACUGUAUGUGUAUGUGUAUAUAUAUAUAUAUAUUAAAUAUGUUCUACGAUAGGGUCUAGCUGUGUUUUGUGCUGAAGCGAGUUGGUGACGUUCCAAACUGUUUAACCAUGUCCCCCCCCCCCCCCAUGUAGGAGGCUCUGGAGGUGUGCCAGACACGUAUCUCCAAGAUGGAGCUGCAGCAGCAACAGCAGCAGGUGGUCCAGCUAGAGGGCCUAGAGAACGCCACGGCCCGGACCCUGCUGGGCAAGCUCAUCAACGUGCUGCUAGCCGUCAUGGCCGUGCUCCUGGUGUUCGUCUCCACCGUGGCCAACUGCGUGGUGCCCCUGAUGAAGACGCGCAGCCGCACCUUCUCCACACUGCUCUUCGUCGUCCUCCUCGCCUUCCUGUGGAGGAACUGGGAGGUCAUCUCGCAGUACCUGGAUCGCUUCCUGCUGUCCCCGAGUUGA